AAUAUUCUGUGAACCACACAUCUCACGACCUUUUCAACAGCGGAUCAACCUUAAUAUUUGGCUUCUCCAUUAGUGCCACGCCAUUUCAAACCACUCUUAAACCUUUUGUUCUCUUGGUGACCAAGAACUUCUAUAGGUGCAUCACGGCUUCUGCUGCGGAUCUCUCAGCUGAUUGGUUUGGACACGCACACGCUUCUUGAACUUGUUACCAGCUUAAACAUACGUUAAGGCGUAGAAUCAUGGCGAAUUUCACAGUUCAAGUGGAGAGCGGAAGAAGAGGCAAAGAUGGGAAUCCCUCAGUUGGUCCAGUGUACCGAAGCAUCUUGGCAAAGGAUGGGUUUCCGCCUCUUGAUCCCGACUUGAACACCUCAUGGGAUGUCUUUAGGAUAGCUGCGGAGAAAUUUCCAUCGAACAGGAUGCUCGGAUGGCGCGAGAUGAAAAAUGGGAAGGUAGGGCCUUAUCUAUGGAAAACAUACAAGGAGGUCUACCAAGAGGUGUUGCGAGUUGGUUCUGCUCUAAGUCAUCUCGGUGUCAAACAUAGUUCCAAAAUAGGGAUCUAUUCAGUAAACUGUCCUAACUGGAUAGUGGCCAUGGAGGCUUGCAAUGGAUACAGUUAUGUUUGUGUUCCACUCUACGAUACACUAGGUGAAGGAGCUGUUGGUUACAUCGUAGAGCAUGCUGAAAUUGUUGUUGUUUUUGUUCAGGAGACGAAAAUAAACAGAAUCCUGUCCUCCAACUGUACAUCUACUAUGCAUCUCAAAGUAAUUGUUUCAUUGGGUUCUACUACUGUGGAACAAAAUGCUACUGCUGCCAACACCGGAAUGAAACUGUACUCUUGGGACGAAAUUAUUGAGAUGGGGAAAGAGAACACAUUAGAUCCAUUGCCUCCUAAACCUCUUGAUAUAUGCACGAUAAUGUACACGAGUGGGACGAGAGGAGAUCCGAAAGGUGUUGUAUUGACUCAUGAAUGCAUCGCAACAUAUGUAACGGGUACUGAUCUAUUCAUGAAUCAAUUUGAAGAUAAGAUGACAACAGAUGAUGUCUACCUCUCCUUUCUUCCCCUUGCGCACAUUCUUGACCGAACAAUUGAAGAAUAUUUUUUCCAUCAUGGGGCUUCUGUUGGCUAUUAUCAAGGGGAUAUACAUGCUUUGAGGGAUGACCUUAUGGAGUUGAAGCCAACUCUCUUCGCUGGGGUUCCUAGGGUUUUUGAAAAAGUUUAUGAAGGUGUGUUGAAGGCAUUGUCAGAACUCCUACCACAUAGAAGGAUGAUCUUCAAUGCUCUAUACAGAUAUAAACUACAUUGGAUGAGAUUAGGAUAUUCACAUAAGACUGCUUCACCCUUAGCAGAUUUCUUGGCUUUUCGCAAGGUGAAAGACAGGUUAGGAGGCCGUGUUCGUCUUAUAAUAUCUGGAGGUGCUCCAUUAAGUCCUGAUGUUGAGGAGUUCUUGAGAGUUACUAGUUGUGCUUAUCUUAUUCAAGGCUAUGGUUUAACAGAGACCUGUGGCGUUAGCACAGUUGGAUUUCCUGAUGACAUGUCACUGGUUGGCACUGUCGGUGUUACAUCUGCAUACGUCGAGGUGCGCCUAGAAGAAGUUCCAGAAUUGGAAUAUGAUCCAUUGGCGACUCCCUCACGUGGUGAAGUGUGUUUAAGAGGGAAGACAAUCUUCACAGAGUACUACAAAAACCCUGAGUUAACAAAGGAGGUAAUGAUCGAUGGCUGGUUUCAUACAGGGGAUAUUGGGGAGAUGAGACCUGAUGGGGUUCUGAAGAUUAUCGACAGAAAGAAGAACAUAUUUAAACUAUCACAGGGUGAAUAUGUUGCAGUUGAAUACCUAGAGAACACAUAUAAAGUUUCUCCCAUUGUUGAAGAUAUUUGGGUUUAUGGGGACAGCUUGAAAUCUGUGCUUGUAGCCGUGACCACGCCGCAUGAGGACAGUACGCAAAGAUGGGCACAAGCAAAUGGCCAUCAGGGAUCUUUCUAUGACCUAUGCAAACUAGAAGACCUGAAGAAAUACAUUCUCCAAGAGUUGAAGAAAGUUGCUGAAACUAACAAGCUAAGAGGUUUUGAGCACAUUAAAGGUAUAGUUGUAGAUCCUUUACCAUUUGACGUUGAACGAGACCUUGUGACUCCUACAAUGAAGAAGAAAAGAGCACAAAUGCUGAAGUUUUAUCAGUCAGAUAUCGGUAAAGUUUAUCAAAAUAUUUCAGCAGAAAGAAAAAGAUAAGCCUGAACUAUAUAUUAAUUGCAUCCUUAAAAACUUUGAAUCUCUCAGCUCGAGCAUCAUCUGUGUUGUUAGGCUGCUCAGUUUACUCCUGCUUGCUAUGUCAAUAAAUGUUCAAUUUGAAACCAGUGUUAAAAACCUGAAUGUUUUCAGUCCAUGCAAUGAUCUAUGUUGUUGAUGCGACAGAAAUGAUCUUCCCAGUCUUCGCAAAAGUAUGAUAAGAUUGUGUAGAAUUUUCUGUUCAUAUUAUUUAAUGAUUCUGAAACGGGUAAUCAUUUUUCUCAA
Zingiber officinale is the source of this 2507-nucleotide messenger RNA. Its product is annotated as long chain acyl-CoA synthetase 1-like. The transcript has 20 exons. Gene Ontology annotation, cellular component: membrane; endoplasmic reticulum. Bases 240 to 2225 code for a protein of 661 amino acids. Gene Ontology annotation, biological process: cutin biosynthetic process; wax biosynthetic process; fatty acid metabolic process. NCBI's taxonomy places the organism in Eukaryota, Viridiplantae, Streptophyta, Magnoliopsida, Zingiberales, Zingiberaceae. Gene Ontology annotation, molecular function: long-chain fatty acid-CoA ligase activity. The record is from RefSeq and is a predicted model, not a curated record.